Molecule: messenger RNA, 1552 nt
Organism: Chara braunii
Lineage: Eukaryota; Viridiplantae; Streptophyta; Charophyceae; Charales; Characeae
Source: the annotation of a GenBank genome assembly
GCCUGAGGUCUCCGGCAGCCGAUCGGCUUGACCGAUCACUCGCCACGUGUCAUACCUACGGCCUCUUCCCUCCCCUUUGUCUCCACCUUCGUAUGUCUCCUCCUCCGCUGCGGAAGAGGAUGAUGACUGCUUAUCGCCCGCUUCUCACCGAACGAGUUCUCGGCGAGCACCUGUUGGCGCCACGUGACGACAUUUCGGCGAUCAGACAAGUCCAUCACCCGUGGUUCAGUCCGGAUCUUCUACGCUUCGCACAGUUCUUCAAUACCUCGGGAGUGUACGUGGCGGCGGAAUUUCGUUUUGCGGCUCAUAGCCAAGCACUCGUAUUGGCCGAGGCAUCGACGUAUCAGCGGCUUUCAAUACCGGGAGUCAGCCACGUGUCCACCAUUGUCGUCUUCAGCGGAGAUAUCAGCACGGUGGACCCGCUACGGCAUACGGCCAUCCGGGUAUCACUGAGGAAGUGGGGUGAGCAGAUGGCGGCGGAGUGGAGCCAGUGGCUUGCGCGGCACGGAGACAAUCUUGUCGUCACCGACAGUAUCGACGCCGACGGGCUUCGCACGUCCCGACGCGAGCCAGCGGUGGUGAUUCCGGAACUCGUUCCUUUUCGGCUGGAACUGACGUGGACACGAGACAGCGAACACCGUGCCGCGAGGGAGGGCGUACAGCUGGUAAUUGUCCAGACCUUGAGAACGGAGGUAGAAGGAGAUCUCCUUGGAUUCGUCUUCGGAGCAGUAGAGCCAGGCCAUCGCCAGACGAUCGUGUGGGAACUCACGAUCCCUCUUACGCAGCUCGUCAACAACCUCCCCCUCGACAUCAUAUCGCAGUGUGAUGAGAGCCCAGUGCCGCACGUCCUUCCGCGGAGAUUAACGCCAUACCUGCAGUGGUCAGCUUGCUUAAAGGAUCGAACGGGAGGUGGCAGUUACCCAUCGCGCGCAGAGUACCUGAACCCCCGGGGGAUCAUCGACGUCCUCUUCUUUUUGCCCCGAACGGCGGUAGAAGAAAGAGCCGUGGCGGAGGAAGCAGAGCUGGAAGACGAAAGCGAGGAGGAGACCUCGAAAGAAGCAGAGAGCUACAACAAAUACCGCAAGAAGGAAUCAGGCGAAGACGAAGAAGAAGAAGAAGAAGAUCAAUUGGAGGAGUCUGAGUGGGAGACUCUGGGUGAAGAGGCAGAUCGCGCAGAGACUCAAGAGGAGGAUCCCGAGGCGGCAGCACGACGGAGAGAAGAAAUCGCGGCCGGGAAGCAGCCGCUGGAGUACGCGAGCGGCGCGGAUCUGCAGAUCCCGAACGACCAACCAGGGAUCCCGAGGCGCCCAAGAACGACGAUGGGGACCCUACUGCCGAGACUUCAAGCGCACCGGCGUGCAGGCGACGGAGCCGAUCCCGAUCCCCAUCCCCCCGUCCCCCAGUUCGAGCACGUGUCGAUGCAGGGCAUCGGGCUUCGUCCAUUACCUCACCCUCCGCCAGAUUACCAUCCCUGACUCUUUCCCCCACAACCCCUUCCCUACUGCCACCUUCCGCCACUUCUAUGCCACCAACCUCGCUGUCACGAUACAUC